AUGUCAACAGACCCAGAGCAACAGAAUGCUCAACCUAGCAGAUUGCCCGUCUACCAGUAUCAACUGCAUGGGGAUAACUCUCGUCUGCAGCCAACGGUGGACAAUUCGCUUGCAGCAUCGGAUAUGCCUCGGACAUACCGGACUACUGAUUGGUAUAUCUGUGCUCGGGUGGCGAAGAGUGGAUUUGAGGCUCGGUUCUGGUGA
Molecule: messenger RNA, 204 nt
Organism: Penicillium paradoxum
Lineage: Eukaryota; Fungi; Ascomycota; Eurotiomycetes; Eurotiales; Aspergillaceae
Exons: 1
Coding region: 1-204 (67 amino acids)
Source: RefSeq, a predicted model, not a curated record